Molecule: messenger RNA, 1245 nt
Organism: Penicillium coprophilum
Lineage: Eukaryota; Fungi; Ascomycota; Eurotiomycetes; Eurotiales; Aspergillaceae
Exons: 2
Coding region: 1-1245 (414 amino acids)
Molecular function (GO): protein binding
Source: RefSeq, a predicted model, not a curated record
AUGGCGAGCAUUCAACACCCCCAAUCAGCGACUACGGUCUUUUUAGACCAGCCACCCAGUUGCCUGGAGUUCUGCCCCGAGGCCCCCGACCAUUUCAUCGUGGGCACCUACCUUCUAUCAGAGAACAAGACCGAAGAUGGAGAAAUCCAGCAGGCCAAAACCGGGAGUCUCCAACUGUGGAAAUUAGAUCCUGUUAGCAAAACAUUAACCCAAAUCCAAAGAAUUGCCGUUCCAUACGCUGUUUUUGACCUGCACUUCCACCCAAGAAACAAGAACCUAUUCGCAAUUGCAACUAGCGUAGGAUCAGUGGCUCUAUUCCAAGUCUCCACUGCCGGAGAUACAUCCGCAUCCCCAAGCAUCACCCAAAUAUGGACAAAGCAAGUACAUGAAGACCCAUCAAUCCCAGCACUGUUCCUCGCCUGGGCACCGCAAAACUGGUUCCCCCAGCCAGCAGCAGAUGGCUUCGCCGUCACAUUCUCAGAUAGCCGAACAGCCGUCUUCGGGACAGAAGGCGAUGUCCGCCAAGAAGAAUGUGUGACAGAAUGGGGCACAUAUGAAGCGAAACAGAUGAUCGAAGUCUGGUUCGUUGCAUUGUCAACAAGCAGAGCAAACCCAAAUGCCGAGACCCAGAACCCGUCUGCGAUCCCGUUCAUGUUCACGGGUAAUGACUUCGGCUCGCUACACACCCGUCGAUUCGAUAAUACUACCGACUUGGAUGAUCCGGACGAGCAUAUCUCGCCUAUGCUGCUCGAGCAUGAUGAUCGGGCUCGACACCACACUGCCGGUGUCACUGCUAUAUUGCCUCUUGAUGUUCCCUUGGUCGAUGAUGCCCCGGUGCUUCUGACAGGUAGCUAUGACGAGAGUCUGCGUGUGUACCAGGCUACCCGGAGGGGAGAGGUUCUCGCCGAGGAAGGUCUUGGUGGUGGAGUCUGGCGACUGCAGUUACUGAAUACGACGAAGAUUCCUGGCUCGGAUGACCCGUCGGAUGUAUCUGAGCACCGAUUUUCGGUGCUGGCAAGCUGUAUGCAUGCCGGGACGAGGCUUGUGCGGGUUACGUGCAAGCAGGAAGAUGGGGCUUCGAAUUGGGGGAUUGAAGUACUGGCGAAGUUUACCGAGCAUGAGAGUAUGAAUUAUGCCAGUGGCGUAUGGGAGGGUCGACAGGAAACGACCCGGUCUUCUGAGGUUUUGUGUGUGUCGAGCAGUUUCUAUGAUCGCAGGCUCUGUGUUUGGACUGUUGAUAUAUAG